This is a messenger RNA of Conger conger (European conger), 1463 nucleotides long. Its product is annotated as ubiquitin-conjugating enzyme E2 A-like. The transcript is spliced from 6 exons. The record is from RefSeq and is a predicted model, not a curated record. NCBI's taxonomy places the organism in Eukaryota, Metazoa, Chordata, Actinopteri, Anguilliformes, Congridae. Gene Ontology annotation, molecular function: ubiquitin conjugating enzyme activity. Bases 93 to 551 code for a protein of 152 amino acids. Gene Ontology annotation, biological process: proteasome-mediated ubiquitin-dependent protein catabolic process; DNA repair; protein polyubiquitination. Gene Ontology annotation, cellular component: HULC complex.
GUCUUUUCUAGGCGGGGAUUGAAGUCUGGUGGACGUUUGCUUUUAAAUCAGGAAGUAGAAUCUUACGCUUGAGUUUUUUUCUUUAUUUUAAGAUGUCAACACCAGCCAGAAGACGUUUAAUGAGAGACUUUAAACGGCUUCAGGAAGAUCCCCCAGCCGGAGUCAGUGGAGCCCCGUCAGAAAACAAUAUCAUGGUUUGGAAUGCAGUCAUUUUUGGCCCAGAGGGAACACCUUUUGAAGAUGGUACAUUUAAACUGACAGUAGAAUUCACAGAAGAAUAUCCCAACAAACCCCCUACAGUUCGCUUUGUUUCCAAAAUGUUUCAUCCUAAUGUCUAUGCAGAUGGCAGUAUAUGUUUGGACAUUCUUCAGAAUCGCUGGAGUCCUACUUACGAUGUGUCUUCAAUCUUAACUUCUAUACAGUCUCUGCUGGAUGAACCGAACCCCAACAGUCCAGCUAACAGCCAGGCCGCCCAGUUGUACCAGGAGAACAAGCGCGAGUAUGAGAAAAGGGUGUCGGCCAUCGUGGAGCAGAGCUGGCGUGACAAUUAACCCCACCCCACCCUACGGACACACUCCCACCCACAUUCCCUUCUCUAGAACCUUCUCUUCAUUCGCUUCUUCAUCCUGCCCCCACUCCCCUGUUCACCAGAACCACCACAGGGCACCUGGCUUACCUGCAAACAUUCUCUUCUGUUGCUAGGUUUCCCCCUCAUGUGAUUUUUAUGCCAAGGUUUUCCAUGUUCUGGUUUUCUAUGGGCUGAAAACCAGUGGUCUGGUGGCAUCUGCCUGACUGACUUUUAGGCCUUCAGGUGGGUUCUUGCUAUGACCAAAUCUAGUUCUAAUUAUCAAAUAAAUUGUGCAUCAUGUUCACAUAUAGUGUGCUUCACAAGUUUCACAUAUAAAGCCUUUAUGAAGCUAUCAAUACAAAUACAAAUUUUGAUCUGAUCUGAUGGUACUGUAGUGCGCGCCUGUUGGAAUAUGGGGCCAGAAUGGCUGAAGAGAAGUCCCUCCCGAAGCUGUACCACUCAAAUGCCUACACUUUUUACUCUGAGAGAAGUCUGAGUAGAGAUUAUUCUGAAGUGGACUGAAGUAACUCCCAGAGCUGUACCACUGGGAUGCCUGCACUAAUAAGCAAGGCAAGGACCUUGAGCCCAAACCAGGCAGUGAACAGAGAGCUGGACACAGGUGGAUCUAAAGCAUAUAAAUGCAGGGAUCUGUUCUGUCUGCUUCUUGUGUGACAAUAAUGGUAUGCUUGUUUCUUUUUUUUGCCAAAACCCAUUUACUGAAGAGAUUGUUGAAGCCCGGCCCCAUCCUACCUGUUUCCCGUCACCUGCCUGCCUGCCCCAUUCUGCCUGUUCCCCCAGACUCCAGAGUGACAGUAUGCUGUGCUGUAGUAACUUGUGUUAAGAAACUACAUUUUCUCACUUGUAAAUAAAAAAAACUUUUUUUGUGGGACAUUGA